This is a messenger RNA of Melozone crissalis (California towhee), 3582 nucleotides long. RefSeq names its product 3-hydroxyacyl-CoA dehydratase 2 (gene HACD2). Gene Ontology annotation, biological process: fatty acid elongation; very long-chain fatty acid biosynthetic process; sphingolipid biosynthetic process. The record is from RefSeq and is a predicted model, not a curated record. Bases 1 to 741 code for a protein of 246 amino acids. Gene Ontology annotation, cellular component: endoplasmic reticulum membrane. Gene Ontology annotation, molecular function: 3-hydroxyacyl-CoA dehydratase activity. NCBI's taxonomy places the organism in Eukaryota, Metazoa, Chordata, Aves, Passeriformes, Passerellidae. The transcript has 7 exons.
AUGGCGGCGGCCGGGAGCGGCGGGAGCCGGGCGGACAACGGCUACGGCGGGCAGCAGGCGCGGCGCAGGAAGGGCCCGGGCGCCCUGGCCACGGGCUACCUCGUUAUCUACAACGUGGUGAUGACGGCGGGGUGGCUCGUUAUUGCAGUCGGCCUAGUUCGGGCAUAUCUGGCUAAAGGCAGCUACCACAGCCUUUACUAUUCAAUAGAAAAGCCUCUGAAAUUCUUCCAAACUGGAGCUUUGCUGGAGAUUCUGCACUGUGCACUUGGCAUUGUCCCCUCUUCUGUUGUUCUGACUGCUUUCCAAGUGAUGUCAAGGGUUUUCCUGACAUGGGCAGUAACACAUAGUGUAAAAGAGGUACAAAGUGAAGACAGUGUCCUCUUGUUUGUAGUAGCCUGGACAAUCACCGAGAUCAUCCGUUACUCUUUUUACACCUUUAGCUUGUUAAACCAUCUCCCUUAUCUCAUCAAAUGGGCCAGGUACACUUUGUUUAUAGUAUUGUAUCCAAUGGGAGUCUCAGGUGAAUUACUCACAAUAUAUGCUGCAUUACCCUUCGUCAGGCAGUCUGGCUUGUAUUCCAUUAGUUUACCUAACAAGUACAAUUUUUCAUUUGACUACUAUACAUUCCUGAUCCUGGUCAUGAUCUCUUACAUUCCAAUCUUCCCUCAGCUCUAUUUCCACAUGCUGCAUCAGAGGCGGAAGGUUCUCUCCCACACUGAGGAACACAAGAAGCCGGAGUAAUUCCAACUCUUUUUCAGAACUUUUCAAACAUCAAAAUGCUGCAGUUUUUCAAUACCCAGCACAUUUGUAAAGAGUAUACCAAGAUAAGUCAGAGGUAAAAGACCAGUAAUUUAGCAAGAAUAACUAAUAAAUCUGUUUUCAGUGAAAUUCCAGGAUGUCAAACAUUGAAAUAAUUUCAGCUUGCAGUGCUUCGGAAAACUUAAACUUUAUAUGGCUUGGCAGUUAACCUUUUCCUUAAAUGAUGUGCUAAAUGGUUUUCAUUUAUUACUAAAUGCCUGAAGGUUGCAGUAUGAGUGAUGAAGUUGUACCCACUAAAUGCCUGAAUUGGGAUUAUAUUACUGAUACCUCCUUUUUUAAGUGCUUGACUGCAUGCCAGAAACUGUAUGUAUUGCUGGGAAAGCAAACAAUAUGCUCUGGAAUAUUUCAGGAUAAUGUCAGAGACUUCAGUGGAGAAUGUAAUCUGGGCAAAGUAUUUGAAUUUAGAAAGGUAGGUUGUGUAUUUAAAGGUGAUGGGAACAAGAACAAGAAACCAAUUACGGAAAAUGAGGGGAAUGUGGUUCUUUAGGAAUUUAAACAGUGUCUGACCAGAGUGUGCUCUCUGAAGAUCUUGUUUAAGCUGAUCACUCAAAUGCUAAUAUUAAUUCAGAGACUGCAGUUCUUACCCAAAACAUUAAAACUACCCCAAGUACUGCAUCCCUGAAUACUUUUUUACAUAUUAAAAAAAUAAAUAAUACUAACUGUAAUACUUCAGUGGUAUCAGUAAUGAAUCUAAAGAAUAUAAGGAGGUAGUUCACCCAGAAACAGGUGCAGUUCUCCCUUUUUUACUAUAAAUUAUCAUCUCUAGUCAUUGUUUGUGAUACUCAUCUUUCAGUGCUGAGGUCUGCUUGGUCUUCUGUGUUUGGGAGCCUUGUUCCUUAGCCUGACUUUUCUCAAGUGACUGAGGUCAUCACUCUGGCACUUCCAAGCAGGCAGUUCCAGGCACUCAGCUUCUGAAGUGUUGCAAAGUCAUAAUCUGCAGAGCAAAUUCUCACGUGUUACUCGCUGCCUUUGCCUGGAGGACAAGCCACCCUCGUCUGCUCUUUGGAAAGAGUAGAAGGCCACAAGAAGUUACAUUCUCCUAGGUGCUUUCUCAGGUUCUUAGGCUUUACCUUUCCUUGGAAGGUAAAAGGAAAAGGAAGGAGCUGAGAAAGGCUUGUGGUGAGGCAGAAAGCAUUAGUGCUGUGUGAGCUGGGCCCAAGCCUAGAAGAAACUUCUGAUUGGGAGCAACAGGGUGGGGAAUGAAGGGAGCAAAAGGAGAAGGUAAAUGAAUGGAUAUCCAGGCAGAGACAAAAGGAAAUGUAGGUUAUGGCUUUGCUCUGUUAGGAAUUGAUGGCCAGACAGUCCUGUCUGCAGCCAGUGGGAGUCACUAGACAUGUGAGCCUCUCUGGCUUCCCUCUGGUCAUGAUUCAGUGCACAGCUGAGGUGUGACCCUCCCAUGCUGCCUGCAGUGCUGCCUCAUGCUGGGCCUGCCAGCACUCCCCUGCACAUGGCCUGGUUGUGUUUGACACAUCCCAGCUCAUCUAAACACAGCUGGGAGGUACUGAGAACACAGGCUCUCUGUUCUAGCAGUUGGGAAGAGCUGGAUUUACAGUUAUCAUAUACAGUUAUUAUAUACAGUUAUUCAGAUUUAUGCUUGUCAGAGCAAUAUUAAAAAAAACCAAACUUGUUAUUUUUCAGUGAUUUUUCUUUGGCUCCAUCAAAAAGACUGAAUUUCCCUGUCUCUGACUAUACAGAGCCUUUCCUGUUCAACACAAACAGGAUUAUUAUAGGCAGAGAAAGGACAAGGGACAAUAAUAAUCUUUGUUCUAUUUUCAACAUUUUGGAGCCAGUUAUUGACUGGAUUAUAAAACACAGGAGGUUGUAGCAAGUUGGGUGUUGGUCUUUUCUCCCAAGGUACAAGCAAUAGGACUAGAGCCUACUGCCUCUUGUUGUGCCAAGGAAGGUCUAGAUGGGAUAUUAGGGAAAAUUUCUUCAUGGAAAGAAAUGUCAGGCAUUGCAACAAGCUGCCCAGGGAAGUGAUAGAGUCACCAUCCUUGAAGGUAUUUAAAAUACCUGAAGAUUGGUGCAUAAGGAUGAGGUUUACUGGGAUUUUGCAGUGUUAGGAUGAUGGUUGGACUCAAUCUUAGAGGUCUUUUCCAACCCAAACAAUUCUGUGAUUGUAUUACUAUGGCCAUAUACAACCUCAAAAUGGUUUUGGAUUCAAAGAUGCAAAAAUUCAAUUAAUUUAUGCAUUAGGUUAUGUGCUUUGUUGUAGUGAUCUGAGAAAUGUUACAUUAUUCUGAAGUCAUUGUUUGAAAGUGUGAACUUCCACCUCUGGACAAAAAUCUCCUUUUGCUUCUACUUGCUAUUAAAGAAAUUAAUGUCAAUAUUUCUGAAGGAUGUAAUCUAAAAGAUCUGAUUUCCUGAUGUACUUAGGUUACUGGAUAUUGUCAAUGCUCAGCUCCUGAACUUUUCUUAAUUUGAUUUCUGUGCCCAAGUAAAAGAUUUGGUUUCAAAUUUGUUGGUCCAAUUUGGAGAUAAAAAAUGGCUGUGUAAUAUUCCUGCAUGAAACAAGCUCCAGGCUCUGUUGAUGAGAAAGAUACAGAACAGAUCUACACAGAUAGCACUGGCACCAUGGAAAAGCAGAGCAAGCUGCCAGUAGUGAGAAAACUUCUACAACCAACACCUUUGCUGAAUAGGCUGUACUAUGGAAUAUUAACUUUAAUUGAAAGUAUCCCGUUUAUGACAAAAAUGCAAAUAAACUAUGGCCUUUUAAAAUAAAAUGGAGUUACUUUUCCUUUCAGAAGAAAAAGUAGUUGCAUU